ACGUCAACUCAGAUAAAAAAAAUCAUUAGCCAAUUGUAAAUUCAUCAGAUCCAGGAAAAUUGUUUCGAAUACAUGAUCUUCUACUCUGAAUCCAUGUUUCGAAUUCAGAACGUUUAUUCUGAAUUCGAGUUUGGUCCACUUCAGCUGCUAGAGAGUUUAAAGCCAUUAAUUAGCAGUAGUUGUCAAGCUUUUUCCAGCCAUGGCUUCUUCUGCCCUCAAGUGCCCUCCGUUUGACUUCGCGGCCGAGUACUACCGGGAGGCAGUGGGUGGCUGCGUUCGACAGAGCAGCUUCUUUAACGACAAGGCUGUUCUUGAUCAAGGCAUAGGUUAUUCUGUUAUUCUUGGUUUUGGUGCCUUUUUUGCUGUCUUCACAUCUUUCCUGGUAUGGCUGGAGAAUCGGUACAUAGGAAGUCGGCAGACGUCGGAAUGGUUCAACACAGCAGGGAGGAGUGUGAAAACAGGGCUAAUUGCUAGUGUGAUUGUGUCUCAGUGGACAUGGGCUGCUACCAUUUUACAAAGCUCCAAUGUUGCUUGGGAGUAUGGGGUUAGUGGGCCAUUUUGGUAUGCCAGUGGGGCUACAAUUCAGGUUCUUCUAUUUGGAAUAAUGGCUAUAGAGAUCAAAAGAAAGGCCCCAAAUGCCCACACCGUUUGUGAAAUUGUAAGAGCUCGUUGGGGAACUCCUGCACAUAUAGUCUUCCUCAUUUUCUGCUUCAUGACAAACAUCAUAGUAACAGCCAUGUUGCUCCUCGGCGGUUCAGCCGUGGUUAACGCGCUCACUGGAGUGAACAUUUUUGCCGCAAGCUUUUUGAUACCGCUCGGAGUUAUUGUAUAUACAUUGGCUGGAGGAUUAAAGGCCACUUUCUUGGCUAGCUAUAUACAUUCUGUAAUAGUUCAUGUGAUUCUAGUCAUAUUCGUGUUCCUUGUUUAUGUAUCAAGUAGCCAACUUGGUAGCCCGAGUGUUGUAUUUGAUCGUUUAAUGGAGGUAGCAAGCAAGUCCAGAAUAUGCCAGGAACCAAUUUCCCAUGAUGGACAAUCUUGUGGCCCUGUUUCUGGGAACUUCAAAGGCUCCUAUGCAACAAUGUUGAGUUCAGGAGGGCUCGUUUUUGGGAUUAUUAAUAUCGUAGGAAACUUCGGUACUGUUUUUGUCGACAACGGAUAUUGGAUGAGUGCAAUUGCUGCAAGGCCUUCAUCAACUCAUAAGGGAUAUUUGGUGGGAGGGUUGGUCUGGUUUGCAGUUCCAUUCUCUUUAGCAACCUCACUUGGCCUUGGGGCACUUGCCCUUGAUCUACCAAUAACGGCAGACGAGGCUAGUCGUGGGCUCGUGCCACCUGCCACUGCUAUAGCUUUGAUGGGAAAAGGAGGAUCUGUUCUUCUCCUUGUCAUGCUUUUUAUGGCGGUAACAUCUGCUGGUUCAUCUGAGUUAAUAAGUGUAUCAUCCUUGUGCACGUACGAUAUCUACCGAACUUAUGUAAAUCCUAAUGCGAGUGGAAAGAGCAUCCUAAAAGUAUCAAGAGCUGUUAUUCUAGUGUUUGGAUGUUUCAUGGGGUUGCUGGCAAUAGUUCUUAACAAGGCAGGAGUGUCAUUGGGAUGGAUGUAUCUUGCCAUGGGAGUGUUGAUUGGCUCAGCAGUUAUUCCCAUUGCUUUCAUGCUCUUGUGGAGUAAAGCAAAUUCGAAAGGAGCUAUUCUCGGAACUACCAUUGGAUGUGUUCUUGGAGUUGUUACAUGGGUCUCGGUCGCAAAGAUCGAAUAUGGCAAGGUUAACUUGGAUACUACGGGUAAAAAUGCACCUAUGCUUGCUGGAAAUCUUGUCUCUAUACUUUCAGGUGGAGUUAUUCAUGCCAUAUCUAGCCUAUUGUCACCUCAAAACUAUGACUGGGAGACCACAAGGGCGAUUUCGACAGUUGAAAAGGACAAAGGUGAUAUUCCAACCGAAGAGUACACGGAAGCAAAAUUGAUUAAAGCAAAAGCCUGGAUAAUGAAAUGGGGUAUUGGAUUUACCAUAGUAAUUGUUGUAUUAUGGCCUGUUUUCUCUCUUCCAAUAGGAGAGUUUAACAAGAAAUACUUCACACUUUGGGCAAUAAUAUCAAUAGCAUGGGGAACAAUAGGGUCUGUUGUGAUUAUUUUCUUACCCUUGGUUGAAAGUUGGGAAACUAUCCGGGACGUGACGCUAGGAAUGUUUACAAAUGAUCGACUCAUCGAAAAGGUCGACGAAAUGAACCUAAAGUUGCAUGCUUUAGUCAUGGCUCUACCUGAAGCAGAGAGAAUUUACUUACUUGAGAAGGAGAAAGCGAGGAAAAAGGGCUUGUUAGAUAUACAUGAUCAUUCUCCAUAGCCACCUGAAAGAUGCAUAUAUAUUUAGAAAUUUGAUACAUAUCUUAUACAUAUCUUGUAAUUUCUUAGACCCUUUCAGCACAACUAAACGUUACUUGAAAGUUAGCCCAUGUUUUCAAGAAUGUGUUAUUUCACCAGAUUUCGUGUGGGCAAUAGUUUGAAGUUGCUUGUUUAUGUCAUGAGUAGGAGCUUCGUUUGAUCCUUGGCUUUGUAAACUGUCAGCCAUAAAUGCAACAUAGCAGGAGGCUACCUAAUACCUUCGUGUAAAUCUGAAUUUGUUGUUAUGAAUAAACAAAAAUGAUUCGA
Benincasa hispida (wax gourd) is the source of this 2637-nucleotide messenger RNA. It is a transcript of the gene DUR3, whose product is annotated as urea-proton symporter DEGRADATION OF UREA 3 (DUR3). Gene Ontology annotation, biological process: urea transmembrane transport. NCBI's taxonomy places the organism in Eukaryota, Viridiplantae, Streptophyta, Magnoliopsida, Cucurbitales, Cucurbitaceae. The record is from RefSeq and is a predicted model, not a curated record. Gene Ontology annotation, cellular component: plasma membrane. Gene Ontology annotation, molecular function: urea transmembrane transporter activity.